This is a messenger RNA of Hevea brasiliensis (rubber tree), 1276 nucleotides long. RefSeq names its product CASP-like protein 5A2. Gene Ontology annotation, cellular component: plasma membrane. Bases 423 to 968 code for a protein of 181 amino acids. NCBI's taxonomy places the organism in Eukaryota, Viridiplantae, Streptophyta, Magnoliopsida, Malpighiales, Euphorbiaceae. The transcript has 4 exons. The record is from RefSeq and is a predicted model, not a curated record.
UUACUAAUUAAGAAAAUUCAACCGUUGCUAAAUUUAUUUAAAAUGUAAAAUUAAAUUACAUAGAAAUCUAUUUAGCAGGAGGUUGAGGGAGUGUCCAAUGAAUUUACAAAUAAUUUAUUAAAAAUGAAUUAUGUGGCAAUUAGUGUUAAUUGACCAUUAUUUGCAAACUCAUCUUUGCUUCCAUUAGAAAAGGGAAGAAAGAGACGCCUGUUAGUAGAGUUUGUAGAUCCUUCUUCUAUCGGAGAGUUUGUAGAUCCAUCGAGAUUUGUCCCAAUAGAAUCGCCCGCCGAAAUUGAGAGCUUUCCGUUAUUGUCCCAUGCGAUUGUUAUCUUUUUCUCACUAUUAAGUGAAAUUACUCAAAUAACUAAUGCAACAGAAGACAAAUCAAUGAAUUAAGGGGUGUGCCUGGCUUGGGUGGAGAGAUGAAUGUGAGCCAUGCGUCUGUUCAUCCGGUGGAAGAUCCUCCGACGACGGGAGGUGGAAACAAUAACAACAACGCGCCAAUAGUUAGGAUGAAGGAUAUACAAGGAAUGCCUGGCACGAAAGGCGGCCUUGUGUUGCGUGUCUUUCAGUUUUUCUUUGCGGCUGCAGCACUUGCUGUCAUGGCCUCCACCAGUGACUUCCCUUCCGUUACUGCUUUCCGCUAUCUUGUUGCGGCUGCUGGUUUGCAGUGUUUGUGGAGCCUCACCUUAGCUAUUGUGGACAUUUAUGCUCUCUUGGUGAUGCGCUUCUUGCAAAACUAUCAAGUUGUCAGCUUGUUUGCUAUUGGUGAUGGGAUCACAUCCACUCUUACGUUUGCUGCAGCUUGUGCUUCUGCUGGCAUCACAGUCCUUAUUGAUAAUGAUCUUGGCAACUGUUCUGAGAAUCAUUGUGUGCAGUUUGAAACUGCUACAGCCAUGGCUUUCAUUAGCUGGUUUGCUGCAUUACCUUCUUUUCUCCUGAAUUUUUGGUCGCUGGCAUCCCGAUGACAAAAGAGAAUAACCGAAAAAUUAUAAAAAGGGGAGAAUGAUGACUAUUUUUGUUAGACCAACUGAAAUACAUGGUAUUGUUUGAUCUUUAUUGCCCGUUGUGUGCUCCAAUUCCCAAAAUUUAAACUCGCAUCUCGUCCCUUGUGAAUGUUUUGUAAAUCAGGAUGAAUGUAAAUAUUCCAUUAGUCUAUUAGCGAGGAAAUGAAUUUUAUUGGACCACUAUGGUGUGGAUAUUCAAUGUGGAAUAUCUGAAGUGAAUCAGUGUGACGUUUGACGAGUGUUUAAUGUUGGCAUUAUUUUCUCUCUUA